CCCACACCAUGUACCUGUGUGCCAACUGGUCUGGGUUCUGGGGCUUCUGCAGGUAUAGCUGUCUUAGCUAUCCUGUUAGUGGCUUCUGUCAUCAUCAACAUCAUUCAAUUCAUCAUGUUGAGGAGACAUGAGACCAGACCAGGUUUUGAAGAGUCACACAAAACUGUUUCUAGAGAAGAAAGACAUGUAUCCCAUGAGGCAAACGACAACACGGCGUAUGAGAUGAUUCAGAACGGAGAUAAAGCAUACACAUCUCUCAAACUCGGUCCAUCCGACUCUCCCAUCAUUGCUCCUGAAAACGUGACGUUUUUCACCAGACUCGGUUCAAUUGGACGGGGUGACUUCGGCGGAGUAUGGAAGGGGGAACUCCGCUCGAAUCAAAGUCAAGUAGACGUUGCUAUCAGGCAGAUUCCAGAUCAAGUGACCAUAUCAACCAACGUUCUUCGAGCUGUCAAGGUCCUUUCUGAGCUACCGGAUCAACCGAAUGUUGUCAAGUGCCUGGGAUAUUGUCAAGAACAAGGUAGCAUUCUGUAUGAGUUCAUCUCUGGAGGUACCCUACUCACCCAUCUACAGACCACAGGGGUGCAAUCCCAACCCACAUACGGCAAUCUCAAACCAAACGGAGUUCGUAUCGAUGAAGGUAGUCUACUCAACCUGGCUUGGCAAAUUGCAAAAGGGAUGCAGUAUCUUGCAUCAAAGAAGAUCAUCCACGGAACUCUUUGCGCUCACAAUGUGUUAAUAGCUGAUAGAAAGCAAUGCAAGCUAUCAGAUUAUGGAUUAUCUUCAUUAUUGUUUAGCGGCAGAGGUAAACCAACAAGAUGGAGUUCGCCUGAAACCAUGGUUACGGGUGACCAAUCAACAGAAGGAGAUAGCUGGUCUUUUGGUAUCGUCUUGUGGGAAAUUGUGACAUUAGGGGCGAGGCCAUACCCUAAAAUGACCUUUGACACUGUCCAAAUGGAGAUUGCCAAUGGUUACCAGAUGUCACGCCCUCGCCAUUGUGGACAAGAAGUGUAUUCGGUCAUGUCUGGUUGUUGGGAGAAGGAAGCUACACAUCGGAGUAACUUUGAUCAGAUCCUCAAGAGUUUGGAAAGGAUUCUAGAAAAGACUCAUAAUUACCUUUCUCUCAAUGACUUGGAUGAAGGAUUGUAUGCGUCUACACUGGACAUGUGAAAUUAAGCCUUGUUCGGAUGUGCAGCGAUACUACAAUGCAUCUACAUCUUUUACACUGUAGGAUGGUUGGAUCCAAGCCAACUAGCUCGGACUACAGGGAUAUUAUAGGAAAAUUAUAGAGACUAACUGCUGUAACAUUUAAACAAGAAUGAUGAAUCAUGCUAUCGAAAAUGCUUGUUUGAAUUGUGCAUAUGUAUAUAUAUAUAUAUACGUCU
Messenger RNA from Strongylocentrotus purpuratus (purple sea urchin), 1385 nucleotides. RefSeq names its product tyrosine kinase receptor Cad96Ca. Gene Ontology annotation, cellular component: signaling receptor complex. The coding region runs from base 115 to 1170 and encodes 351 amino acids. Lineage: Eukaryota; Metazoa; Echinodermata; Echinoidea; Camarodonta; Strongylocentrotidae. The record is from RefSeq and is a predicted model, not a curated record. Gene Ontology annotation, molecular function: transmembrane receptor protein tyrosine kinase activity; ATP binding. The transcript is spliced from 11 exons. Gene Ontology annotation, biological process: positive regulation of kinase activity; protein phosphorylation; multicellular organism development.